GGCCACUGAUUUGGAUCCACUCGCCCACCGAAAGAUAAUUCCAUUUCUUGCAACCACAUAUGAUCAAACUCAAGUCUAAAUCCUUGUUGUUUUAUUUGGCCUUCCAAUGUCGAUUCAUUUCUACGCCAACAACACAACCACUGAAACGAGAGAGAGAGAGAGAGAGAAAGAGAUGAGUUCACCAAGUUCUCAGUUUGCUGCCCCGUCCGGCGCCAUCGUCGGCCCAUGCUUCUGCGUUCCGGAUCCGAUCGGCCUCACGUUCUUCAUCGACGCCGCCUGGUUGAACUGUGACCACCUCGCGGUGACCGACAUCAACGGCAACGUCGUCUUCAAGGUCGAAGCCCAUAAGUGGAGCCUCAGAAACAGGCAGGUGGUCGUCGACGCCUCCGGCAAGCCUGUGAUUUCGAUGCAGCAGAAGCUGAGAAGCAUCCAUGACCGGUGGCAAGUCUUCAAGGGAAAUAGCUCAGAUCCUAAGCAUCUACUGUUUAGCGUCAAGAGGAGUUCUGCUCUCCAAUUCAAGACCGAGUUGGACGUGUUCUUAGCUGCCAACACGAAGGAGGAGGUGUGUGACUUCAAGAUCAAGGGAAGCUUCCGCAAGAGAUCGUUCACUGUGUACAAGGGCGACUCUUCCAUGGUGAUCGCGCAGAUGAGCAAAGAAGACAUACUGGUGAAUGGAUUGGUAUCCAAGGAUGCUUUCGAGGUGGCCGUCAACCCAAACACCGACUACUCCUUCAUUACUGCUCUGACCAUAAUUCGACAUGAGUUCUUUAAAGAAGACGCUGGAAUCUCUGAUGAAAUCUCUGAUGAAAUCUCAAAUGAAAUCUCAGAUGAAAUCUCAAAUGAAAUCUCUGAUGAAAUUUCAAAUGAAAUCUCAGAUGAAAUCUCAAAUGAAAUCUCAAAUCAAAUCGCAAAUGAAAUCUCAGAUGAAAUCUCAGAUGAAAACUCAGACGAAACCUCAGAUGCAAUCUCAGAUGAAAACUCAGACGAAACCUCAGAUGGAAUCUCAUCUGUAAUCAUAUCUGCAAUCUCAGCUUUACUAGGUGGAUCCUAAUUCUCCAUGCCUGCUAGUAUAACAACGAGUGACUUCCUCUGCAGCGUGAAACCACAUACGGGUACUUGGUGAAGAUUUGGAUGUUCAUGGAAGACUUUGGUUGUAGUACUUAAUCUUAUGGUCCUCCUUUUGUGUUAUUGUGGGUUGGCUAUAUAUGUAAGAAUUGAUAUUUAUUGCGCCGCAGCUGAACCUGUUCAGAGAUCAGGGAAGUAAAAGUGAGGUGGAUAUUGGGUCUCUUCUCAGCACUAUGCACUGUUUAGAGAUCAUACAUAAAGCUUGUUUGAAGAGCUCACUGUCACUUCUUUCAAGCAUUGAAGAUUCAUGUUUCCUGA
Molecule: messenger RNA, 1383 nt
Organism: Musa acuminata AAA Group (dessert banana)
Lineage: Eukaryota; Viridiplantae; Streptophyta; Magnoliopsida; Zingiberales; Musaceae
Product: protein LURP-one-related 15-like
Exons: 3
Coding region: 107-1051 (314 amino acids)
Source: RefSeq, a predicted model, not a curated record